Messenger RNA from Microbotryum saponariae, 981 nucleotides. The record is from the annotation of a GenBank genome assembly. NCBI's taxonomy places the organism in Eukaryota, Fungi, Basidiomycota, Microbotryomycetes, Microbotryales, Microbotryaceae.
AUGUACACACAAUGCACCAAAGCUGACAUCACGUCUCUCCCCUGCCAGCCUCGCCUCUGUGGAACUUCGUCGUCGCUUCUUUCCCUUCGUCAUCGCAACCUCUGCCCCACCUGGACGACCACCACCUACUCUCUACGGCCGAACGUCCCAGCGCCUACCUCCAUCCCCCAUAGUCAACGCUCGAGCAUGAGUUCUUCCACUCCCCAAGCCCAAAUCAAGAUUGACAACCACGAGACCUACCUCUCGCAAGGCAUUCCCUCCGCCUCUUCCCUGUCCCCGGACCCGAUCGCCCAAUUCCGCGAAUGGUUCUCCUCCGCCCUAGCCGACAAGGACGUGAUCGAACCCGAAGCCAUGGCCGUAUCGACCGUUUCGGCCGAAGGGAUCCCUUCGACUCGCGUCGUGUUGCUCAAACAGGUCGAUGAUAAGGGUUGGAUCUUUUAUACCAAUUACGAGUCAAGAAAGGGAAGAGAACUCUUUCCCCACACCGAAACCGAAACGGAGACCGGAACCGAGACGCGAGGAAGCUAUGCGAGCCUCGCGUUCUAUUGGAGGGCCCUCCAUCUGAGCGUCAGGGUCGUUGGACGAGCCGAAAAGGUGACGCCGCAAGAGACCAAAGCCUACUUUGAUUCGAGACCGGUCGGAUCCAGGAUCGGCGCAUGGGCUUCCAAGCAGUCGAGCGAGUUGUCGGGUAGGGAAGAGUUGGAGGAACAGGUCAAGGCGAUGGAGUGGCAGUUUGGUGUUCCCGAGGGUACAUCGACAGGGACUGCAUCUGCGGUCGACGCUGGACCCCAAGGGCAAAACUCGUUGAAGGAAGCAGAGAAUGUCGAGGUUCCCGUGCCGCCGUUCUGGGGUGGGGUGCGCAUCGUGCCUUUCGAGGUCGAGUUUUGGGCAGGUCGACCCAGCAGGCUGCACGAUCGAUUCAGGUACACGAGGGACGAAGGCUCAGACGGCGCAUGGCAGAUUGUCAGACUGUCCCCGUGA